AUGAAUUGUGACCUCCAUCAAAACGAGAAAAAGAGACGUCACAGAAAGAGAGAAAAAAAAAAGAGAGAAUUCAUAAAAUCAUUAAGGAUUUUACAAGAUAUAUACAAAACAAAUCGUCGUAAUAAAAUAAAAGGAAAUAAAAAUGCUUCAAUAAUUAAAUAUAUAAAGUGUCUAGGAAAUAUUAAAAAAGGUAAUAACGAUAUUUUUAAAAUAACAAAAAGGUUCACAAUACACACAAAAAAAUACAAAUUAACAAAUCAACAAAUUAAAAAAAAUAAAAUAAUUAUUCAAAGAAAUAUUCUUCAAACCAAAAUUUUUAAUAAUGCUUCUGUUCAUAAACAACAGCACAGAAAAAUGAAAGAAAGUAAAUUUAUGGAUAUUGCCUAUGGAAAAAAAAAUGAAAGCGAAAAAAAUGAAAGCAAAAGAAAUGAAAGCGAAAAAAAUGAAGGCGAAAAAAAUGAAAGCGAAAAAAAUGAAAGCAAAAGAAAUGAAAGCAAAAGAAAUGAAGGCGAAAAAAAUGAAAGCGAAAAAAAUGAAGGCGAAAACAAUUUCCCUUUCCAGAAUGUAUCAAACAACAUGAACAUUUCAGAAGAAAAAAAUGUAAUAAAAUAUAACACUGUUAUGGAUAUACCUGGAGAUCUUCUCAAAAAUAAAAAUUAUGUUAAUAAUAUGAAGAAAAAUACACAUCAAGAUAAUAGUAAUGCACAAAAUGAGAAUGGAAAUACAAGAAAUUAUAGUAAUGGUUAUAUUAAUAAUGAAAUGGAUUAUUACAACAAUAAUUCUGGAAACAAUUUUAAUCUCACAAAACGUAAUAACAAUAGUAACGACUUUGGAGGGGAGGAUAGUGAUAGUAGUCAUAAUAAGAAGAACGAAGAAUAUUCAUAUGAUGAUGAAAGUGAUGAAGAGGAAGAGGAAGACGAAAAGAAAAAGGAAAAGGAAAAGGAAAGAGAAAAACAAAAUUAUUAUAAUAUACAAAAUGGUGAUCGUAUACAAAAUGGUGAUCAUAUACAAAAUGGUGAUCAUAUACAAAAUGAUGAUCAUAUACAAAAUGGUGAUCAUAUACAAAAUGGUGAUCAUAUACAAAAUGGUGAUCAUAUACAACAUGAUGAUCAUAUACAACAUGAUGAUCAUAUACAAAAUGGUGAUCAUAUACAAAAUGGUGAUCAUAUAAAACAUGAUGAUCAUAUACAAAACGAAAAUUAUUCUAAUAAACCAAAUAUAUCUGAUCAUACAUUUAAACCAAAAAUUGAGAGAGAAAAUGCGAAAGAAAAUGAAGAGAUUCAAAAGAUACAUUUGAAUGAGGAUAAUAAUUAUAAUUAUAAUACAUCUAAUAAUUAUUUUAAUAAAAUUCAUCAUACUAAUAAUAGCCAUAUUAAUAACGAUAAUCAAAAUUUACAAAACCAUAUUAUCAAACCUAACAACAUUAUUAAUACGUUCAACAACAAUCUUGUUGAAAAUAAUAAUAUACAAAAUACAAAUGAUCUUGAAACUAACGAUACGUGCAAAAGCUUCAAAUCAAUCAGAUCCAUGUAUAAAGAUAUGGAUUAUGCAAAUAAAUAUAAUUAUUGUCACCAAAAAAAAACAAGACAUGAUACCACUUCAAGUUUUAAUGAUAACGAAUCAGUGAUAUUCAAUAUGGUUAAUAAUGAACUCUCAUGUUUCUAUCCAAACAAUGCAGACGUUUUUCAUUUUUUAAGUAGUAAAGAAAAAGAAAUAGACGAUGAACUUUCAAUAGAGGAAGGAGAAGGAGACCAACACGAAGAAGAAGGAAACCACUACGAAGAUGAAGAAGGAGAACAAGAACAACACUAUGAUAAUCACGAACAAAUAAACCAACUUUAUGACGAUGAAGAACAAAUAAACCAACUUUAUGACGAUAAAGAACAAAUAAACCAACUUUAUGACGAUGAAGAACAAAUAAACCAACUUUAUAACGAUGACCAACAAAUAAACCAACUUUAUGACGAUGACCAACAAAUAAACCAACUUUAUGACGAUGAAGAACAAAUAAACCAACUUUAUGACGAUGAAGAACAAAUAAACCAACUUUAUGACGAUGACCAACAAAUAAACCAACUUUAUGACGAUGGCCAACAAAACAAAAUAAAUAAUAACACAAAUUAUGAUCUUGUAGACAAUGUUCAGCUCAAAUGUGCUCACGCAAAUAAAAAGAUUCUAAAUAUCGAUAGAUCAUUGGGGAAGGAACAAAAUACAUAUCAUGCGAAUAAGAUACAUAUGUAUAAUAAGAACCAUAAAAAUACUAUCAUAACAAAACAUGAUGAAGAAUCGUGUAGCGAGACAUAUAAUAGUCCUAUAAAUAACCCCCCCCAAAGGAUGAUAGAAGGUAAUCAAUCAAACAAAUAUAAGAACGUCGUUCCGAACAAAACUAGUAUAAGCGAUGUCGAGGAUAGGUUUUCAUAUUACCAUUCGAGCUCUGAGUCUGUGUAUGAAGAUUAUGUUUGUAAUAAUAAAAUUGAUGCAUAUAAUAAUACUAUUGACAUAUCUGAACAUACUGAAGAAAAUAAUAUAUUUGUGUAUAAGGAAGAAAAUAUGUUCUUUCUAAAAAGAAAAACAGAUAUAGAAGAAGGGGGGAAUAAUAAUGAUGAUAUUAUAUAUCAUAUAAAUACAAUAAAAGAUGAGAAAAAGAACAGAAUAAAAGUAGCAAUAGUUGGAGCAGGUAUGGCUGGUUUGUCUGCUGCAUAUAUAUUAAAAAAUAAUGAUAUCGAUGUAACAAUAUAUGAAGCACGUAAUAGAAUAGGUGGGAAGUUUUUUUUUUCUACUAGAGCUGAUAAAAGUUAUAUUGGUCAAGUAGAUUUAUUUAUACAUCGAAAAAAUCCUUUAAUUAAUUUUUGUUUAAGGAAAAAUAUAUAUUGUGAUAAUAUAAAUAAACAUUUAUAUAGACAAUAUAUAUAUUAUAAAGAUAAGAAGAUUUAUAAAUAUGAACUUCGAAAUGAAUUUUUUAGAGUUAUUAAAAAAUUAAGAUAUUCAUAUGAACAUUUAUUUAAUAUGAAACAUAUAAAUAAUAAUGUAAAAAAUAAAAAGAAACUAAUCUAUACAUCAUUAGGUGAAGCAAUUAAUUAUGAAAUAAAAAAAAUGAAAAAAGAUAAUAAUUUUAAAUAUAUAUAUUUACAAUUAUAUAUGUAUUUUAUCGAAACAUACUUAGGUAUAGAUAUAUAUUCAGUAUCAAUACAAUAUAUUUUUUAUAACAUAAGUUUUUUAGAUAUAUAUAAAAAUAUUUGUUGUCCUCUUGAGCUAAAUCAAAUCAUUAAAACAUUAAAACAAAAUCUUGACAUACAAAAAAAUAAAAUUGUUAAUAAAAUAUAUUCUUAUCAUGAUCAUAUCAAAUUAUCUUUUCAAAAUCAAGUCGAUUCUAAAGUAUAUGAUUACUGUAUCGUAACCGUUCCUAUAGGGGUUCUAAAGGAUAGUGUUCGUUUUUUUAAUUCAAAAAAGAAUAAGCGGAAAAAGGGUCCCAAUAUAAACAGGAAUCAAAAUAAAAAUAACAACAUAUAUGUGAAAAAAAUUAAAAAGAAAAAAAUCAAUAAAAAGAAAAUUAUGGAAAAUAAUAAUACCACUGUACAGAAUAAUAAUACGACUCUACAAAAUAAUAAUACGACUCUACAGAAUAAUAAUACGACUAUACAAAAUAAUAAUACCACUGUACAGAAUAAUAAUACCACUGUACAGAAUAACAAUACGACUGUACAAAAUAAAAACAAAAUUAUAAAAAACAAUGAACAAUUAUUUUCUAAAAAAAAUACAGCCUAUAUGAAUAAUUCAGACAACAUAAGUGAUUAUUUAUUAGAUAAUAUCGAAUUAAUAACACGCGAAAAAGAAACUAAUAAUUUGAAUAAAAAAGAGUUGUCUUAUAAAAAACAUGAAACAGGUAUCGAAAAAGAUAAACAUAUAAAUGAUCAUAAUAAUAUGAACAGUGGAACGUCUUGUUCUUAUCAUCAUAAUUAUUCUUUCCAUAAUAUUACUAGCGAUGAACAAAAUAGCCCAUAUGAAUGUAAUCACACAUGUAUAAAAAAAAAAUGUAAACAUCUUCAUAGUCAUAAAUAUAAUCUUAAGAAGAACCAUUUGUGUAAUUACGAUCCAGAAAAAAAUAAUAUGAAAUAUGAAAAAAGGAAAAAGGAUGAUACGUGUAACCAAUGUUGUGAGAAGAAAUAUCCAUGUAACAAACAAAAUAAUACAAUAAAUUGUAAUAAUAUGAAUGAUAUAUAUAAUAUAUUAUUUAUGGAAAAUAAAAAAAAGAAAAAGAAAAUAAUAAUAAAUAAAAAUCAUAAAAAAAUAAAUAAACAAAAUAAAAAAACAAAAAAAAAGAACAAAAAAAAGAACAACAAAAAUAACACAUCGAAAAAUACCACAAACAAUACAACAAACAAUACAACAAAAAAUAUAAAAAAUCAUAACAAUAAUGAUAAAUACACAGGACUAAUCGAAUUUAUUCCUAAAUUACCUGAAUGGAAAAUUAAUAGCAUAAAGAGAUUGGGUGUAACAAAAAAUAAUAAAAUCAUUGUAAAAUUAAAAGAACCUUUUUUUUAUUUCCAUCAAAAUGUUGUUCUAUAUUUUAAUAAUGAUAAAAUAACACAUGAUAAAAAAAAAAAAGGACACUUUAAAAAAACAAAACAAAAUAAAAGUUAUGAAUAUGACAAUAUAUUAGGUGAUACAUUAAAUGUUUCUAAAAAGGAUAAGUCAAGUACACAUGAGGAUUAUGCAUUCGGAUUUGUAAAAGCUGAGCAAAACAUAAAAACAAACAACCAAAUCAACGAAAAUAAUGUGAAUAACAACAUCAACGAAAAUAAUGCAAAUAACAACAUCAACGGAAAUAAUGCAAAUAACAACAUCAACGAAAAUAAUGCAAAUAACAACAUCAACGAAAAUAAUGCGAAUAAUAAUAAUAAUAGUAGUAGUAGUAGUAGUAGUAUUUUUUGUUGUAGUGGUAAGGGUGAUGAAAAGAAAAAUGAACGUAAAAAUAUAAAUAUGAAUGACAGUAAUAAUAUAGAUAUAGUAAUAAACAAUAAUAAUGCCAACGAUCAUUAUAACAUACGCCCAUUCCUUUCAAUAAAUGGUAUAAACAAAAACGAGGAAGACAAAUAUAUGAAGGUGUCAAAUAAAAUAAAAGAUAAAUUAUAUGAUUACAAUGAAAAUAUAUACGAAGAAGAUAACAUAACGACAUCACUAGAAAGAAGCUCAUCGUGUAUAAUUAAAAAUGAUAUGGAAUUAACUCACAAUACACAUAUUGGAGAUAUACCUAAUACUAAUAUGGAUAUACUGAAUUGUUUUCUUGAACAGAAUAAUAAUAAUAAUAAUAAUGAUGAUAGUAAUGAUAAUAAUGAUGAUAGUAAUGAUAAUAAUGAUGAUAAUAAUAAUAAUAAUGAUGAUAGUAAUAAUAAUAAUAGUAAUAAUAAUCAUCUUACCUAUAAUUAUAACAUCCAAAAUGUACAAUCAUUCCGUAGUACUAAAACAAAUCAGACGACUGUCGUUACAAAUAAGAUGUGUGAUAUUAAUCAAGAAAACACUAAAGAAAUAAAAAAAAAUAAAGUUAAUAAUGUUAAAAAAAAAAAUUUGAUGGUACCUUCAAAAAAAUGGAAAAAAGAAAUAACAUACAAUAAACAAAGUAAAUUAAUAAAAUAUUUAAAGAAUGAAAAUUUAAUUGAUAAAGAUAAAUUUUUCCUUUCGUAUAAUAGUGACGUAACAAUAAAUAAUCCAUUUAGUCAUAUUAUAUUUUAUAGUUCUCAUCCUGUAAUAGCCUUAUAUUUAAAGAGUAAUAUAGGAAGUCGGAAAAAAAAUAAAAAUAAUGAUGGAAAUAAUAAAAAUAAUGAUGGAAAUAAUAAAAAUAAUGAUGGAAACAAUAAUUACAGUAGUAAUAAUAUUACGUAUAACCAUUGUCCUUUUUUUAACCACUAUGGAGGUAAGAAAGAAUCCAUUAAAAAAAUGUGCAGACAUUUUCUAAAUGUAAUGCUUCCAGGUCUUAAAAUUGAAAAGAUACAUUUUUAUGACUGGAAUAAUAAUUAUUUUUCUAGGGGGAAUGUCUCUUAUUUAAAAAAGAAAAGCUUGAUAAUAGAUAAAGAUAUCUUGUCAUUCCCAAUAAAAAGAUUAUUAUUUGCUGGGGAACAUACUUAUCAUAGCGACUGCAACUCGUUAGUUAAUUCUUAUCUAAGCGGUAAAAGGGAAGCCUAUAGAAUCAUUGAACGUCUUAAUAAAGUAAUAUAUAUGGAUAAAUUAACCAAAUGUUUUUAUAACAACAAUAUGAAUAAUAUAAACAAUAUGAAUAAUAUAAAUAAUAUGAAUAAUAUAAACAAUAUGAAUAAUAUAAACAAUAUGAAUAAUAUAAAUAAUAAUCAUAAUAAUCAUAAUAAUCAUAAUAUUCAUAAUAUUCAUAAUAAUCAUAAUAUUCAUAAUAUUCAUAAUAUUCAUAAUAUUCAUAAUAAUCAUAAUAUUCAUAAUAUUCAUAAUAAUCAUAAUAAUGAUGAUGGUGAUAAUGAUAUGAUGUCUUCUUUAUUAUGUAAAUACAAAGUAAAUAAUCUUAAAGAAACCAUCAUAAAUAACAUAUGUACUAACUGCUUUAUAUACAUUUAUGAUGAUGAAAUGGUUGGAUUGAAUAAAAAAGAAUAUGAUAUGUGGUUUAAUAAUAUAAGAUGCAUAUUUUGUAAUGAGACACAAACUAUAAAUAAAUAUUUUAUAGGAAUUAUAAAAUUAAAACAUCGUAAUGGUAAAAAUGUAAAAUAUACAUGUCAUAAAGAAUGUCUUUAUUUUAAUAAUUAUACUUUUAAUCAUAUAUAUGGUAAUAGAUAUUUUAAUUUAACCAUAUUAUUUAAUCAUCUUUAUCAUAAAAAAUGUUCCGUAUGCUUAUUUAAUUUCCCAUCUCUUAAAUGUAGUAUAUAUAAUUGUUAUAAUUUUAUACAUCUAAAUUGUGCUUAUAAUUAUUUAUCAUGGCCAAACUAUUCCAAAACUAGUAGACAUGAAAUCUUAUAUUGUUAUGAACACCAAUAUAUGCAUGGGACCUAUCAUAAUUAUAAUGAUAUCAAAAAUAUAAAUCCUCAACAUAAUAUAAAAACAAAUAAACAAAUUCAUAAACAUAAUAGGAAAAACAAAAGAAAACAACAAAAUAUAAUAACUCUAAGUGAUUCAAUAUCGAAUAGUAAUAAAAGUAAUAAUAAUAAAAGUGAUUAUCGUAAUAAUAAUAACAAAUGUGAUUAUCGUAAUAAUAAUAACAAAAGUGAUUAUCGUAAUAAUAAUAACAAAAGUGAUUAUCGUAAUAAUAAUAAUAAUAAUAAUAAUAAUUCCGUGACAGAUAUAUUUAUGGACACAAAGAUAAAAUGGGAUAAUCAAAUUCCCAAUCAUUUUGAUAAUAAAUAUUGUAAUAUGCUAAUGGACAUUCAUGAUAUAAACAACAUUUAUAAAAUUAACAACAAAAAAAAUAAGAGAAAAAAAAAAAAAAAAGAAAAAGAAAAAGAAAAAAAAAAAAAGAAAAUUACAAAUUGGGAUAUAAUACAUAAUAAUAUUAUAAAUUAUAUUAUAAAUAAUAACAUUAGUGAUCAUAAUAAAAAAAAUCAUAUCAAGAAUAAUAACAUAAUUAAUAAUGUCAUCCAUAAUAAUUAUAUGAUUAAACAAACACCUUUAAUAUACAACAUUAAUAAAAAAAUACACAAUCAUCUUAUCAACAAUCAAUUUCAUUACAAUAAUCAUAAUACAAAUGACCUGUCCAUUGAAACAUUAAGCAAUAACAUACACGCAAAUAUUAGCACCUUCUUAAAGUAUUAUAAAAAUAAAAAUAAACGAAAUAAUAAUCACCAAUUUUUUACACUCUUAAGAAAAAAUUAUCUUAAUUCUAUAAAUAAAAAUUUAUACAAGUAUAUCAUCAACAAAUAUAAAAACACAUAUCAUAUAUAUGAUUAUCACAAAGAUAUCUUAAACAAUUCAUCAUAUACAUCUAUAGAAAAUACAUAUGAAAAAUACCAUAUGCACAAAAUUAAUCAUAAAGAAAAAACAAACAAAAAACAAAAUAUUAUAUUUCCCACAUAUGAUAUAAAAUAUAUACAUAAUAAAAAUUGUAUGCCACAUACAAAAAAUAAUUCCUUAUUCAUACAUAACACAUCUAACAAACAAACCGACCCUUAUGAAAAAAAAAAAUAUGUGCAUGCAACGGAUAAGUAUGCUAUAGAUCUCAAAAAAUAUCACCCUCUACAAAAUGUACGACAACAAAAAAAAUAUAUUAUGAAUGAUGAAAUAAGUAAAAAAUUGAAUUCUGAAGGUAUAAAUGAUGACAAACAUGUGGAGGUAUACGAUUUGACUGAUGAUAAGGCAAAUGAUGUGAUACAUGAUAUAAAAAAUGAUGUGAUACGUGAUAUAAAAAAUGAUGUGAUACAUGAUAUAUCAAAUGAUGUGAUAUGUGAUAUAACAAAUGAUGUGAUACAUGAUAUAUCAAAUGAUGUGAUACAUGAUAUAACAAAUGAUGUGAUACAUGAUAUAACAAAUGAUGUGAUACAUGAUAUAACAAAUGAUGUGAUACAUGAUAUAACAAAUAAUAUGCCACACGAUAGAAAGAAACAAAUAACAUAUGAUGAAAAAUGUACAGAGAUAUAUAAAGAUAAUCAUGUAGACGACUCUUCGUUACCUAAUAAAGAUAUUUUGUUUUUAAAAAGUUUAUAUGAAGAUAAAAAUAAAAAUACCCAUCAAAAUGAUCUUAAUCAAAUGACCCAAGUAAAUAUAAAAAAUAAAUACGAUCCACAUAUAUAUAAUAAGCAUAUUCAGAGAAACUUUAAUUGUCAUAAUCAAAAAGGAUUAAAUAUAAAUUUUGAUAAGGAUAUAAAAAAUAAAUAUAAUAAUAUAAAUAAAUACAACAAUUUUAAUAAUAACAAUUCUUCUUAUGACCCUGUUAAAAAUAAUAACAUAAAUAAUACAUAUUAUAAUGCCCAAGAACAAAGAAAUCACCCUAUACAUAAAAAACACAUGUUAUAUGAUAAUGAUGGAAAGAAAUAUACACAUGCAUAUAAAAAUUCCUUAAUAUGUAGAGUAUUAUCUAAUUAUUAUAAACAAAUAAGAAAAGAAAAAAACAGAUUAAUAUAUAAUCAAUCUUGUUCAAAGAAGAGUACUCUACCUUUAGAAAGACGAAUGUCUAUAAAUAUGAAUAAUAGUAGUAACUCCAAAGCUUAUAAUAAUAACAUGAGAGAUACCAGCAGCAGCAAUACCAGCAUGAGCGAUACCGACAUGAGCGAUACCACUAGUAGUCAUACCACUAGUAGCCAUACCACUAGUAGCCAUACCACUAGUAGUCAUACCAAUAGUAGCCAUACCAAUAGUAGCCACAUACCUAGUCGCCACAUACAUAGUCGCCACAUACAUAGUCGCCAUAUACAUAGUCGCCACACCCAUAGUAGCCAUACCACUAACAGCGAUACCAACAGUAGUAAUAAUAAUAAAAGCUCGUCUAACUCUGUAGACAUAUCCAGUUUUCCAAAAAAUAUUUGGUCUCCACCUGUUUCUUCUAAAGACACUUGUCAAUCCCAUAUAAAUAGAAAUAUUACCUAUAGGGUUAAUAAAAUAAAUGAAAAAAAGAAUAUAUACCCUCAAGAAUGCGUUUGCACCUCUGCAAAUAAUAUAACAUAUUUUAAUAUAGAAAAUAUGCAUGUAGACAAAUAUUUAAAAAAUUAUAUAUUAAAUAAUAGGCAUAAUGAUAAUAUUCUUAAAACUAUGAAAGAACAUCAAACAGAAUUAUCAUAUGAUGCAAAUAAAAGAAAUCAAAAAAGUAUACACACGAAAUAUACAAAUGACAAAUGUGACCAUAUAAACCUCAAUAAUAUGGAAAACAAUUUUAUGUCUUCUAAUAAUAUAGGAUAUUAUAAAAAUACGAAAUUUUACGUUGAACCUAAAAAUCAUAUACAACACAGUGUUUUACAAAAUCAUAAUAUGACAAACGAUAGGAACACACAUAAUAAUAAGAUACCUAAAGAACACAUUCCUAUAAAAAAACCAACCUAUCAACCAUAUAUAAAUACAUUAAAUGAAAAACAAAACGAAACAAAUAGUAAUAAGGAUUUACUAAAUUAUAAUAAAAAUAAAUUAGAACUUUUGUAUAAUCUAUAUCUUCAACAUAAUAGAUUAAAGGAACAGUUACAUGCAGAUUCACAAAAACAAAAUGAAGAUCAUUCUAUAGAAAAUGAUGUGUUAGAAAAUUAUUAUAAAAUAUUAUAUCGUAAUGUACAAUCGGGUAAUAUGAGUGGAAGAGGCUUCUUUCCAAAACUUUCUUGUGAGAAGAAAAACAAGAAUGAUGACUCUGAAGAAUAUUAUGAUAAUAACCAUUAUGCUGAUGUGCAGAAAAGAUUAUUUUAUCCAAUACAAAAAAAUACAAACUUACAGCCAGAAAGGAAAAUAAUAAAAAAAGGAGAAUCAUAUGAUAAUUACAACAACUCGGUAAAUUUAAAUUUUAACAAAUUAAAUAAAAAUGGCAACACAUUAAAAUAUAACAACAACAACAAUAAUAAUAAUAAUAAUAAUAGUAAUAAUAAUAAUAAUAAUAAUAAUAAUAGUUGUUGUUGUAGUAAUUAUUAUAAUCAUCUCAGUUAUCAUACCGAUCCAGAAAAUAAAAAACACUUAAAUAAAAGUUCCUUUUUUUUUGUAGAUAAUAAGAAAAAUAUGAACAAUAUAAAUAUGAUAAGUGAUACCUUUACUAGAAAUAAUCAAGAUGAUAUAAUGAUAUACAAAGGAACUUGUGAUUUUUCUAUGAAUAAAAAAAAAAAUGAUAAUAUAAAAGAAAUUAACAAACAGAAAGAUAUAAAUAAAGGUGAUAAUAAUAAUAAUAAUAAUAAUGGCAAUAAUAAUAAUAAUAAUAAUAAUAAUAUAUGUAUAGGUACAUGUACUAAUAAUAUGAACAAACUCAUGAUGAACAUGUUACAAAAUGUGGAAACAAAUCAAUGUGCAAACAAAAUGUAUGACCAAAAUGUACACAUAGAAAAAAAUUUAUAUCUCUCAAAAAAUAAGAAAAACAUAAAAAAAGAUGAGCAUGUGAAAAUUAUACAAAAAAAUGAUGAAUUUAUAGAUAAAGGACCUGAAUAUAAUAAAAACCAAACUUCUCAUAAUAAUAACAUAUUUGUAAAUGAUAUUACAAAUGUAGAAAAAAAAAAAAGAAAAAAAAAAAAAAGUCAAAUACAACAAGAAGAUAUGUUAAAAGAAAACUAUGAAAAUUGUAAUCUUAUUAAAGAACCUUAUGUAAAUCUUCUUAUAAAAUGUUUAAGUCAAAGUAAAAAUAAGGAUCAGUUCUUAUCUAUAUUGCUAAAUAUGAAAAAAGAAAAUAUGAAUGUAAAUAUAAAUAAAGAUGACAAUACAUAUGAUAGUCAUAUAAAUAAAGAUAACAAUACAUAUGAUAGUCAUAUAAAUAAAGAUGACAAUACAUAUGAUAGUCAUAUAAAUAAAGAUGACAAUACAUAUGAUAGUCUUAUAAAUAAAGAUAACAAUACAUAUGAUAGUCAUAUAAAUAAAGAUCACAAUACAUAUGAUAGUCUUAUAAAUAAAGAUAACAAUACAUAUGAUAGUCAUAUAAAUAACAAAAUAUUUCAUAAUACUAAUCAAAAUUGUAUAGACAUCAAUUCUUAUAAAGGAAGUAAUUCAUUUAUUAAUUUACCUUCAAACAGUUUUGAAAAAAAAAGAAAAAGAAAAUUAGAUCAAUCUGUAGAAAAUACAAAAAACGAUAUGAACUCAAAUCCAGAUUUAAAAUAUAACUUAAGGAAAAAACAAAAAAAUUAUAAUUUUUUAAUAAACGAGAAAAAAAUGAAAGAUAUACAAAAUAUAAAUGAAUCCGAUAAUGUAAAAAACAUAUUAACUUUAACAAGUAAACUUAAUUUGGAUAUCAAUGAAAAUCUUUUUAAUAAUAAUUCGGAUAGGACAAAUAUCAAAGAUACUUCAAAACAAAAAGAAAAUAUACGUGGAGAUAUAAAAACAGUUGAAGAAAAAAGUAUAAAUAAUGUUAAAGAUAAUGAUAUAAUAAAUAAACAUAAACUUGAUAAAGAUAUAAAUAAUAUAUUAGAAGAAGACAAAAAUAAAACUGAUGAAAACAACAACAACAAUAAUAAUAAUAAUAAUAAUAAUAAUAAAAGAAGAAGAAGAAGAAGAAGAGAAAAAAAAAGUGAUAUUGAUAAAACAAAAAUAAAAUUAAUAAAUGAUACUAUUCUUGAGAAUUAUGAAAAGAACAAACAUAUCUUUAUGCCACAUAAUUAUUCACCAUCAAUUUCUUUUGAAAAUAAAGAAAAUUCAAGUGUUUUAAGCUAUUUUCUUAACAAACGAAACAUUAAUGAUAAUAUCAUUUCUAAUCAAAAUAAAAAUAUUAAUAUAUUAAAAGGUUCAGAUAUACACAAACAAGUUGAAGACCCACAUAAAAAUAAUGACAUUCUACAUAAUUUACAAGAAACAUUAAAAAAAGGAAUUCUGGCUAUACAAAAAAAGGAAAACAAAACAUAUAGUCAUACGAACAUCUCACGUGACAUGUACACUAAACUGAUUUGUGCACAAUCUAUGAAUUCUCCUAUAUAUGCAGAUGUAUCCAUGGAAGCAUGUCCUACAAAAAUUAUAAAAAGUUAUAGUACUUCGAAUGUAAUAAUAGGAAAUAAAAAAAGCGACAAACAAAAUGAUAAUAAUGGGGAUAAUAAUAAUAAUAAUGAUGAUAAUAAUAAUAAUGAUGAUAAUAAUAAUAAUGAUGAUAAUAAUAAUAAUGAUGAUAGUAAUAAUGACAAUAAUAAUGACAAUAAUAAUGAUAAUAAUAAAGAUAAUAAUAAUGACAAUAAUAAUGAUAAUAAUAAUGAUAAUAAUAAUGACCAUAUUAAUAACAAUAAUAAUGAUAAUAAUAAUAAUUAUUAUUAUAAUAAUAUUCAUAAAUAUGAGAAAGUAUUCAAAAUAUUAGCACAUAAUAAAAAUAUUUGGGAAAAAAUUAAUUUGAAGAAAAACCAAAAUAAUGUGUUAUUACCUACACAAGGGACACAUGCAAAUAUGAAUAAUCAAUAUAACAUUUUAUUAAACCAAAGAAAUAAUAAAACUUUUGAUGAUAAUUUAUUAGAUAUAUAUAAGCAAUUUAAGAAAGCAGGAGAAAUAUCAAAAAUAGUAAACAUCAAAGAUAAUAAAGAGGAUCAUAAUAAGAAGAAUUGUGCUACUUCAGAAAUGACGAAAACAUUUAAUUUAGACCUUCUAAAUAUUAAAUCUUCUAAUCAAAAGAAUGAAAUACAACAUAUAAAUAAUAAAGGUGAUAAACAUAUUACAAAUGUUUUUAUGACGAAAACAAAAAGUAAUAACAAUAUAAAUAUGGAAAAUGCCGACAUGUUAUUAAUUGAUGAGGAAACAAUUAAUAAUAACAAUAAUAAUAAUAAUAAUAAUAUUAAUAUUAAUAUUAAUAAUAAUAUUAAUAAUAAUAAUAAUAAUAAUAAUAAUAAUAUUAAUAAUAAUAAUAAUAAUAAUAAUAAUAAUAUUAAUAAUAAUAAUAAUAAUAUUAAUAAUAAUAAUAAUAAUAAUAAUAAUAAUAAUAAUAAUAAUAUUAAUAAUAAUAUUAAUAAUAAUAAUAAUAAUAAUUAUAAUAUUAAUAAUGUUGAUGAAAAGGAUAAAACUAUAGAAUUGAUAAAAAUGAAUAAUGAUAUAAUUACAUUAAAUAUGAAAACUCAAAUAAAUAAUCUUAUAAAUAAUAAUAAUAAUGAGAUAUAUACAAAUAAAGGGAAAUGUAAUAAAUAUAUAGAAAAUUAUAUUCAUGUAAAUAAUAUGAGUAAUUGUAAUAUGCUUGGUAAUAAUAAGAAGAAUAAUAUUAAUAAAGCUCUUAUUAAUCAAAAUGAUUUAUGUCUCAUUAAUAAUGAUGACUAUAGUGUUAGGGACAAUAUUGUUGCUACUAAAAAUAAUAAUAAUAAUAAUAAUAAUAGUAAUAAUAGUAAUGAUUGUGUCAAAUUAACUUGCGAAGAUGAAGAAAAAUAUAAAUAUCACAUUAAAACAAAAGAGUAUGGAAAAUACAAUAAUAACAACGAUAUCAUCAAAUGUAAUCUUACUCAAAAUAAUUUAAUAAAUAAUGUGCACAAUGAUAUCCAAUAUAAUAUAACAGAAAAUUCUUUAGCUCAAAAUCAAGAGUAUAAUAAUUUAUCAAUACACGCAAAAAAAAGAAAAAAAAAAGACAAUAAUAAUUAA
Messenger RNA from Plasmodium reichenowi, 14148 nucleotides. RefSeq lists its product as hypothetical. The record is from RefSeq and is a predicted model, not a curated record. Gene Ontology annotation, molecular function: oxidoreductase activity. NCBI's taxonomy places the organism in Eukaryota, Apicomplexa, Aconoidasida, Haemosporida, Plasmodiidae. Bases 1 to 14148 code for a protein of 4715 amino acids. The transcript has a single exon.